CUGUUCCACCCGAAACCAAUGUCCGUCCCAUAUCGGAACCAAAACCCGAUGCUAACGCUUCGGUAGCCCAGCUCCAGUAGUCCAGCCAAAUCCAGUCGAAGAAUGCGCGGGACUCUGUCUACCUCGUAGUUCCAAUUCUUUAUCCAGGCAGGAAGGCAUCUCUCUCUCUCUAUAAUAUACACACGUUAAAUCAGUUGGCGCUCUUGAGAUGCGAGUGAUGUUAAUGGGUCAGUGAUACAGAUGAUGAUAGGCUCAAGCGGUCCCUUCUACAACACACCAUGGGAUCGAUUCUUCUACUUCUUCCCCUGUCUGUCUGAUCCAGCUCGGAGAAAUUCCUUGUGUUUGAAACUUGCAUUGGUGACGGUGCAUCUGAUCUAUGUUGGCAUUCUUUUUCUUUUCGGAGAUUUGAUAGAGAAAACAACACGAGAACCAUGGUACACAGCACUGUACAUGUUGUUGGUUGUUGCUACAUUGGCUCAAUAUUUCUUAACCGCCGGUUCUUCUCCUGGGUAUGUUCUUGAUGCAAUGAGGGCUGCUAAUGAGACAGAUGCCUUGUUUAGAAGGACAUCAUUGAACUCAGAACAACCUACUUCAAGCAAAAAUGGCAGCUUAGUUGUUACUCUGAGUGAGAAUCAAUUGGGGAAAAAUCUGUUAGGGAGUAAUGCAACAUCAUGGACAAAGCUGGUGAUGGAAAUGUAUCCUCCUGGAUUUUCAAUAAGAACAUUGACUUGCACUUAUUGUAAUGUUAUGCAGCCCCCACGUGCGAAGCAUUGUCAUGAUUGUGACAAAUGUGUUCUUCAGUUUGAUCAUCAUUGUGUUUGGCUUGGGACAUGCGUAGGACAGAGAAACCAUUGUCGAUUUUGGUGGUUCAUAUGUGAGGAAACAGCAUUGUGCAUUUGGACUGGCAUCAUGUACAUUGCAUACCUGAAGGCUUAUAUAUCAAAGUCAUGGUGGAUAAAUGUAAUCAUGAUAUCGUUGUUGGCUACCUUAUUAGUUUCCCUGAUAUUUCUGCUGCUGCUCCUCCUUUUUCAUAGCUUUCUUGUUCUGACAAAUCAAACUACCUAUGAACUUGUAAGACGACGUCGGAUCCCUUAUUUGAGGGGGAUUCCUGAAAGUGUGUCUCCAUUUAGUAAAGGGGCAUGCAGAAAUUUGUACGACUUCUGUUGUGCUCAACGCAGCAUAUAUAGUAUGGAACCACUGCCAACAGCACAGGAACUUGAAGAAAAGUCAAAACCCUACACAUGUUUGGAUGCUUUAUCUUGUCGCUGUUGCUGUUGAGUGGGUUGAAUCUUUUACAGUGCAUUUUUUUUCCCCAAAAUAUAUUGCGAUUGUUAUGUAAAAAUGUGACAAUUCAUCCAUUUAUGCACAUAGUUUCAGGAUAUGGGAUCAUAAAUAUGUUGUUGUCCACAUGUUUGUACGUCAUGCAGAUUGUUGAGUCGGUUUGUUUGGUCCUCGUACAUUUUGCUUGCAUAAAACAUGAGGAACGUUUUUUACUA
This is a messenger RNA of Cornus florida, 1496 nucleotides long. RefSeq names its product protein S-acyltransferase 10-like. The transcript has 12 exons. Gene Ontology annotation, cellular component: Golgi apparatus; endoplasmic reticulum. Gene Ontology annotation, biological process: protein targeting to membrane; peptidyl-L-cysteine S-palmitoylation. Lineage: Eukaryota; Viridiplantae; Streptophyta; Magnoliopsida; Cornales; Cornaceae. Bases 241 to 1278 code for a protein of 345 amino acids. The record is from RefSeq and is a predicted model, not a curated record. Gene Ontology annotation, molecular function: protein-cysteine S-palmitoyltransferase activity.